Molecule: messenger RNA, 1652 nt
Organism: Jatropha curcas
Lineage: Eukaryota; Viridiplantae; Streptophyta; Magnoliopsida; Malpighiales; Euphorbiaceae
Product: BEL1-like homeodomain protein 9
Biological process (GO): regulation of DNA-templated transcription
Molecular function (GO): DNA binding
Source: RefSeq, a predicted model, not a curated record
GUCAACACGUCUGCGCCUCUCUCUCUCUCUCUCUCUCUCUCUCUCUUUCUGCAACAACAGUCUCUGCAACUUCAACAGAUAAAUUGUAAUCAUUAUAUCAUAACCCUUCUUGUCCUUUCCUUUUCUCUUUCACUUUCAAUUCUCUUCAAAAAAGAAGCUCUUCUCUUUCUCUCUGUUAAUUGCGCAAAACUUUGAAUCCUUCCAUGUCCCACAGCAAAACAGAAGAAGCAAGCUUAGAGUCACUUCUACUCCUAUUCAAACAAGCCAAGAACAACAAAUCCCGCAGACCCUAAUGAACCCUUCUUUUCAAAACCCUAAAGAUUUAUCUUUAUCGUUGUCCUUUCAACUCGAAAGCCAAAGAUAUAAUGAUAACAGUAGUAAUGUCGUUUCAAUAUUUGGAGAUUGCUUGAAGCAGAAUAGUAACAAUAAUGGUGGAAUUAGAAGCUCAGUCCCUCUUGGCCCAUUUACUGGGUAUGCAUCAAUCUUGAAGAGUUCAAGAUUCUUGAAACCUGCACAGCAGAUUUUGGAUGAUCUUUGUGGGAGUGUGAAUUAUGAAGUUUUUGACUUUUCUUGGGAUUUUUUGAGGCAAAGUGAAGUAAUGAGAGAAAGUGUUGCAUUUAGUGAUCGAGCAGAACAUGGUUGGAAGAAUUCUAAGUUAACGUUCAUGCUUGAUGAGGUGUACAGGAGAUACAAGCUAUAUUGCCAGCAAAUGGAGUCAGUUGUUGCAUCAUUUGAAACAGUUGCAGGCCUUGGAAAUGCAGCUCCAUUUGUUUGCUAUGCUAUAAAACUUAUGUCAAAGCAUUUCAGUUUCUUGAAGAAUGUUCUUUUGGACCAAAUUCACUUCACAGGAAAAAUUUCUGAUGAUGGUAAUAUUAAUAAUACUACUAAUGAAAAAUUUCCAAGAUUUUGUGCAGUUGAUGAACAUGGCCUUCAAAACCAAAACCCAAGUCUCAACUUGAGUUUUCUCCAGCAUCCUGUUUGGCGAUCUCAAAGAGGACUACCUGAUCAUGCAGUGGCUGUGCUUAAGACAUGGCUAUUCGAACAUUUCUUGCAUCCCUAUCCUAAUGACUCAGAAAAGCAAAUUCUUGCUCAACAGACAGGUCUAUCAAGAACUCAGGUUUCUAAUUGGUUUAUCAAUGCAAGAGUUAGACUUUGGAAACCGAUGGUGGAAGAAGUGUACAAGCUUUCAUCACAGCAAGCUCAAGUGCCAUUAGAAGCAGUUAAUACCAAUGUCACAGAGCCCUCUGAUUUCUCUUUCCAGAAACUACCCCAAACUACUUAUGACCACAGCCCAUCUAAACGCUCAAGAAAUGAACUUGCUGACGUUUCUGUGCAGAGCCAGUACCAAGCUAGUAAUGGUAUUGGUGUUUCUUUGGCAUUAGGACUUCAUGAUAGUAAUGGGAUCGAUCUAUCGUCACCUUUUCCUGUUAAUAUGGAAAUGGUAAGAAUGAUGGAUUCGACCACUGCCAAUUUUGAGGCACAGAACCAGCAUUUUCCUUUUGGCAAGGAUUAAGAAUUAAGAUUAACAAGGGGCAGGUGGCAUGGAAUUUGUAUUUUCUGGGAUGUGAUUUGCAUAAUUAUGUGUUUUAAUUUAUAAAGAAGGAUUUCAGUUUAUGCAUCAUCGCCAAUUGAAUGCACAGUGUUAUUUUUUA